Nicotiana attenuata is the source of this 1200-nucleotide messenger RNA. Its product is annotated as serotonin N-acetyltransferase 1, chloroplastic. Gene Ontology annotation, cellular component: cytoplasm. The transcript is spliced from 8 exons. The coding region runs from base 98 to 868 and encodes 256 amino acids. NCBI's taxonomy places the organism in Eukaryota, Viridiplantae, Streptophyta, Magnoliopsida, Solanales, Solanaceae. Gene Ontology annotation, molecular function: N-acetyltransferase activity. The record is from RefSeq and is a predicted model, not a curated record.
GUGGAAGUUGGAAUAUAGGAGCACAAAAGACGCAAAACCGUUCAUAUUUUUUCAGAAAUUAUCCCCUUUCCUACCCAAAUAAUUCCAUUAAAAAGAUAUGCAAAUGCAAGCUCUCCACUUACUAUCCACUUCUUCCCUUACUGCUUCUUCUUCACUGUCCACUUUUGCUUCUCUUAAUUGCUGCCGUUGUCAAUUUUCAAAUCCAUUGCCAUUUACCUGCAAGACUAAUUUGGGUUUUGUGAAAGUUAAGAGGCAAUCAAAGGUUUCUAACUUGAAGGCUGGCUUUUGGGAAUCCAUCAGAUCCGGGUUUGUUAAGAAUAACACCAUAAAGGUUAUAGAAUCACCAUCCAAUGAAGAAGAAGAGGAAGAAGAGCCUUUGCCUGAGGAAUUUGUUCUAAUUGAAAAGACUCAACCAGAUGGAACAGUUGAACAGAUUAUAUUCUCUUCUGGCGGAGAUGUUGAUGUGUAUGAUCUCCAAGCUUUAUGUGAUAAGGUUGGAUGGCCUCGAAGGCCAUUGUCUAAGCUAGCUGCUGCUCUUAAAAAUAGCUAUAUAGUUGCAACUUUGCAUUCCAGGAAGUUCUCUUCAGGAGAAGAGGCGAAUGGAGAAAAGAAGCUGAUAGGCAUGGCUCGUGCAACAUCAGAUCAUGCUUUCAAUGCAACAAUUUGGGAUGUUCUUGUUGAUCCUUCCUAUCAGGGACAAGGACUUGGAAAAGCUCUUAUUGAGAAACUGAUAAGGACCCUUCUCCAAAGAGACAUUGGAAAUAUUUCAUUGUUCGCGGAUAGUCAAGUUGUGGAAUUCUAUAAGAAUCUAGGUUUUGAACCUGAUCCAGAGGGUAUUAAGGGAAUGUUUUGGUAUCCAAUGUAUUAAACAUGUAUAGUUGGACCGACAGUUUCUGCCUCUUGCUCUGUACAAAUUCCUCAGCGUGGUGCGGGAAUGUGGCAGUUGGAUUCUGCGACAAUAUGCAGCAUUCUUCGGAAGCUUAUGAGCUUUUUGGCCAUCUUGUAAUGUACAUUAUAAUGACUAUCGAACAUUUGCGAUUGUAUCUUGAGGGUCAUGUUGUAUUCUUGUUAGAGGAUUUCGGUAUAUAUGCACAAGGACUAGGUUUCUGAUAGUUUAUUAGAUGCUGCUUUUGAUUAAAAUGUAUCCUCAUUAAUUUUUUAAUAGAUCUUGUUCCAUUAUAAUUUUCCUUGUCUACCAUA